Molecule: messenger RNA, 1933 nt
Organism: Colossoma macropomum (tambaqui)
Lineage: Eukaryota; Metazoa; Chordata; Actinopteri; Characiformes; Serrasalmidae
Gene: stk25a
Product: serine/threonine kinase 25a
Exons: 11
Coding region: 357-1634 (425 amino acids)
Biological process (GO): protein phosphorylation
Molecular function (GO): ATP binding; protein kinase activity
Source: RefSeq, a predicted model, not a curated record
CAUGCGCAUUACAUCAUCCCCUUUCACAAAGUAGCAGAAGAAGCUUAGGAAAGGGAGUCUCCUUGGUAAGACGUCAAAGUAGAAAUAUUCCGAUUAAAUUCGGUGUCAGACGUCUUGCAUGGACGGAAGGAAAUAUUACGACCCUGAACAAAUCCAGGGUGGGCCUGCAGGAAGGACUUCGCUAACAGACAGCCAGAGAGAGGUGUGAUUGAGGGAGCAGAUAUAGGCUUUUAGCCUGUGUUUCUGUGGGGGGUACGGUCCAGAAAAUAGGGAAAAAGUGAACCAAGAGGAAGACAAACCGCUCCAGUCCGGAGGGGAAGGGCUGCGUGAGCUCCAGCUCGGUGUGUCCGGCCGCCAUGGCUCAUCUACGGGGCAUCGGGAACCAGAACACUCGCCUGGAUCCUGAGCAGUACUUCACCAAGCUAGAGCGCAUCGGUAAAGGCUCCUUUGGAGAAGUUUACAAGGGAAUUAACAACCGCACAAAGGAGGUGGUGGCUAUUAAAAUCAUUGACCUGGAAGAAGCGGAAGAUGAGAUAGAAGACAUUCAGCAGGAGAUCACGGUUCUCAGCCAAUGUGACAGUCCGUUUGUGACUAAAUACUUUGGCUCCUACCUUAAGGGCACGAAACUAUGGAUCAUCAUGGAGUAUUUGGGUGGUGGCUCAGCUCUAGACAUGCUCAAGCCAGGGCCGCUGGAGGAGGCCUACAUCGCCACCAUCCUCAGAGAGAUCCUCAAAGGACUGGACUACCUACACUCAGAGAGGAAGAUUCACAGAGACAUUAAAGCUGCCAAUGUUCUACUGUCGGAGCACGGAGAGGUAAAGCUAGCAGACUUUGGUGUGGCAGGCCAGUUAACAGACACGCAGAUCAAGAGGAACACGUUUGUGGGUACUCCGUUCUGGAUGGCUCCGGAGGUCAUUAAGCAGUCUGCAUAUGAUUUCAAGGCUGACAUCUGGUCCUUGGGUAUUACGGCCAUAGAGCUGGCCAAAGGGGAGCCCCCAAACUCAGACCUGCACCCCAUGAGGGUCCUGUUUCUCAUCCCUAAGAACAACCCCCCCACCCUGGAGGGUUCCUACAGCAAGGCCUUCAAGGAGUUUGUGGAAGCUUGUCUCAAUAAAGACCCACGAUUUAGACCAACAGCCAAAGAGCUGCUGAAACAUAAAUUCAUCACUCGCUACACCAAGAAAACAUCCUACUUAGCUGAGCUGAUUGACCGCUACCGCCGCUGGAAGUCUGAGGGUCAUGGAGAUGAGUCCAGCUCUGACGACUCUGACAUGGAUGGAGAGGGGGAUGACAGAGAUCAGUGUCCUAUGUGGACAUUCCCCCCAACUGUAAGACCCACUUCUAUGAACAAGCUACAGCGAGGCCUCAACCAUACAGACAAUAAGACAACAGAUGCGAUGAAGAGGCAGCCAAAGUCACCGUCUCUCACAACACUCCUCAUGCCCAUCUUUAGAGAGUUAAAGGAGAAGCGGCGUGUGAGUGGAAGCAGUGUCAGUGCAUUAGAGGAGCUGGAGAACGCCUUCAGUCUGGCUGAGGAGUCGAGUCCAGGAAUCUCAGACCGUUUACUCACUAACGUGAUGGAGAGAGUGUGCAGGUUUACGCUCAAUGGGAACACCACACCCCCAAAGCGAUAAAAUCCCACUGACUGCUGGGGGACCGCCUCCAUUCUCCCUGGGAGGACCAUCUGGAUCAGGCCAUCCUCGCCCAUGUUCCGCUUCAUGAUCUAUUUUCCAUCUCCACAUAUAAGAGCCUUGGACCUUUAAUACAAUCAAUGGCACUCAUCUUUUAAUUUCAGCAUACGAUCUGAUAUUUUUUUUAUUGUCUUCUUUAUGAAAUAUUGACUUUUUCAACUGAAAGAAAUUCAAGCUCUGUGUAUUCCAGGAAGUGAUAUGAGGCUUCAUUAUAUUCAAUAAACUGCACAGAUGCAAAAAUA